Hansenula ciferrii is the source of this 1899-nucleotide messenger RNA. RefSeq lists its product as uncharacterized. Bases 1 to 1899 code for a protein of 632 amino acids. The record is from RefSeq and is a predicted model, not a curated record. NCBI's taxonomy places the organism in Eukaryota, Fungi, Ascomycota, Saccharomycetes, Phaffomycetales, Wickerhamomycetaceae. The transcript has a single exon.
AUGGAUCAAGAACGAUGUUAUAUAUGCUUAGGGACAUCACAAGACUCACCGCCAUUAUCUACUUCCAGGGAUUCUAAAAAACUAAUUAGAGUAUGUCCAUGUUCUUUAAGAGCUCAUAAACGUUGUUUAAUAGAUUGGAUAUCAGAUUUUGAAUUUAAUAAACUGAGAGAUUCAGAUGAUUUAACAAAUAUGGUAAACCAGGGGAAUAAUCAAGGUGGUUAUAGAUUUGGUGUUCCCUUGGGGAAUAUAGGUUCAAGUAGGUAUCAAGUUAUUCAAAAUCAAAUUAAAUGUCCUCAAUGUUCAACUCCAUUAAUUUUGUUUAUGAAACCAAGUAAAAUCUUAAGUUUACAUGGAUUAAUAAAAGCUGGAUUAAGUGAUUUUUCCAAGACUGGUACUUUAGCUAUAUUGGGAUCCGCUGGUGUUUUCACCGUUUCUGUUACCGCUUUGGGGAUAUUAGUUUCUCUUGGAUUGAAAAUGUUUAGUUGGUUAGCUCCUGAUAGUGUCUUGACUAAAUUAUUAGGUUUUAAGAAUAAAUCUAUUGAUAAAGCUUUUAAAAAUGAAGAAGUUGGUGGUAGGCAAUUAGGUUUAAUUGGUGGAUUCCCUGUUUUCCUUUGGGGGUUAAGAAGCUCAAAUCUUUAUAUGGAUAUUUUUGCCACUUUAUAUCCAACUUUAUUAUUUAAAAACCCAGAAGAAAUUCAAAAUCUUAAUUGGAAAAAUCCUAAAUUAUAUUUAUUAUUAAGUCAACCUUUGAAAAGACUUUAUAAUUUGGGGUUUUCUUUAACUUUUAAUAAAAUUUAUUAUAAUUGGACAAGAUUUAUAAAACCAAUUUUUUUAGCUGAUAGAAUUUCUUUAGAAGAAUUAAAUGAAAUUGAAGAAGAAAAUUCUGAAUUAAAUGAAUUAAAAGAUUUAAAAUUUUUAAAAAAUCAAAACUCAUCAAAUCCUGCAACCCAGAAUUUAAAUUUUAUUCAAAAAUUAUAUAAUAAAAUAUUUGGUUCAUCACCAAAAGAAAGAUCAAUAAUCCAGAAAAAAAGAAUAAGAGAUCUUAAAUCAAUUUUGACAAGAGAUUAUUCUCAAGUUUUCCAAAAACAAAAAUCCAUAUCAUUAAAGAUUUUAACCACAAUAAUUUGGCCAUUAAUAAGUUCUAAAAUUUCUUUAAUUUUAUUACAAACUUCACCAAGUUAUAAUGAAUUUAUUAAUAAUUUUAGUGGGGGAACCCCGGAUGAUGCUACUUAUUUAUCUAAUUUAUUGAUUAGUUUGAGUUUAGUUUUGAUUAAAGAUUUUUAUAAUUUAUUUAUUGCUUAUAAAGAAGUUAAAUUUUUAUCUGGGUUAGGUGUUGUGGAACAUGAAGAAGAAGCAGAAGAGGAUGAAGAGGAAGAGGAUGAAGAGGAAGAAUCAGAAGAAGAAUCAGAGGGAGAAGAAGAAGAAUCAGAAGAGGAACAAGAACCAAGACAACAAAGAAAUAUUACAAUUCAUGAUAUCCCUUUCGAAUUAAUGGAAACUAAUUCAGAUUUCCAAUUUAAUUUUGAUGCUGAAGAUGAAAUGAUCAAUACAGUAUUCAAUUUUGAUGGGAAUUUAGCAAAUCAUCCUGAAAUGGAAGAUGAAGUUGAAUUAUUUAGGAAAAGUUUUAGAUUAAAACAAUGUGAAUCUGAAACAAAUCGUCGUUUGAUUCAAUAUGAUAUAAAUCAUCCAAAUAAUAAAUUAUCUUCAUUAUUUACUACUGAGGAAUUAAUAAUUGUUAAGAAAUUCAUUGUUGCAAGAAUAUUUGUAUUAGAACAACGUGAAUUUUUUGAAAAUCAUGAUUUAGAACAUGAAAUGGAUUAUGAAGUGAGUCAAAGACAUAUUCCAGAAUCAACUAGAACUUCUCCGGUACAACGUGGUGACUUGAAUCUUCCAGAAUAA